Messenger RNA from Coregonus clupeaformis (lake whitefish), 1072 nucleotides. RefSeq names its product LETM1 domain-containing protein 1-like. The transcript is spliced from 4 exons. Gene Ontology annotation, cellular component: mitochondrial inner membrane. The record is from RefSeq and is a predicted model, not a curated record. Gene Ontology annotation, molecular function: ribosome binding. Lineage: Eukaryota; Metazoa; Chordata; Actinopteri; Salmoniformes; Salmonidae. Bases 1 to 558 code for a protein of 185 amino acids. Gene Ontology annotation, biological process: intracellular monoatomic cation homeostasis.
AUGGCUUCGGUGAUUUGUUUGGGGAUUCAAUUCACAUGGAUAACUCAUCUGACUGGUGUCUUUCUCAAUCUUUCUCUUUGUCUCGCCACCUCCCUUUCUUUCCUACUCUCUCUUUUCCCCCACACUCCCUCCCUUCCUUACCCCCUUCCUAUCUUCUCCCUCUCUCUCCUGUCCUCCUCUAAUUCCCUUGUUCCCACUCUGAGGCUGCUGUGCUCCCACCUCUUGCUGAACCCCUGGUUCACGGGGUUCGUGCUCCGGCGCCGACUGAGGGCCAAAGCCCUGGACCUGUUUUACUUGGAUCAGGCUCUGGACACACUAGGACAGGGCCAGCUCACUGACACAGAGAUCAGAGAGGCCUGCUACCUGUGGCGGCUCAAUCCCAGCAGCCUCACCACUAGCCAGUGCCGAGAGUGGCUCCUCCAGUGGCUUCAGUUGUCCACCCACCUUACAGAAUCAGAGACCUCUCUACUGCUGCACAACAUGGUCCUGCUCUCCAUGACUACCCCAGCCCCUGACCAGAGGAAGAAAGCAUGCAGCUGCAACCAAACUAUUUGUUAAAUUUAUUCAUUUGCUCUGACUACAAAUUCUAAUGGAUCAGAAACCAUUAAUCUAAUUUUCUUUGGACAGAGAGGGAUAGAAUUAUACAAACUGUUCAAUUGUUAACAUGUGGAGAAUCAAUGAGUCAGUGCAUGGAUGGCUUUGACUGUUACUGUGCUGUAUGUCUUAAUCCAUUCCACUGUGCACACAAGUCAUGAGACAUCACACGUACGUACACACACAAGCUCUCUCACAAUAUACUAUUUUAUCUGCUGCUGCACAGCAAGAGGAACCGUUGCAUCAAGUCUGACACCAACAGGCUCUUGAACAGCUUCUAUCCCCAAGCAAUAUGACUGAUAAAUAGCCUGUGUAGCUAUUUUGUUAGCUAUCUGAGUUAGCCUUGUAUCUUUAUUGACCUUUUAUUUAAAUCUUUGCACUGUCUCCAUGCAAACUCGGUGCCCUAUACACUCACACACACUGUCACUCCAACACACACACAAACACACACUCCAUCAUUUUCUUGCUCACACAUAAU